CAAAGCAAUCAACUGUGCACGGAAUUCCACUGGUCACUUGGUCAGUCAGUCAUAGCUUAGAUCUCACCGAGUGCGGUCGUGUGUAUCCCAGCGUCUCUCGUCAACCCACCGUCAAUAGCUUAGAGACUUCCUGCUACAUCUCAUUAAAAGAGGAAUAGAUUUCUCUUUUCUUUCGGCUUUCAUAGCAAAAACAGAACCCCCAUUUAAAACAUGGCAGCCAAGAUCAAGGCCGGACCCGUCGUGGACAUCCUCGGCGAUGAGAUGACCCGCAUCAUCUGGGACUCGAUCAAGGAGAAGCUGAUCCUGCCUUUCCUGGACAUCGAACUGCACACGUACGAUCUGGGCAUGGAGCACCGCGACAAAACCGACGAUCAGGUCACGAUCGAUUGCGCCGAAGCGGUCAAGAAGUACAACGUGGGCAUCAAGUGUGCCACCAUCACUCCGGACGAGGCUCGCGUCAAGGAGUUCAACCUGAAGAAGAUGUGGCGCUCGCCUAACGGAACCAUCCGUAACAUCCUGGGUGGAACGGUGUUCCGCGAGGCCAUCAUCUGCAAGAACAUUCCCCGGCUGGUGCCCGGAUGGGAGAAACCGAUCGUGAUCGGUCGUCAUGCCCAUGGUGAUCAGUACAAAGCCACGGACUUUGUUGUUCCAAGUGCCGGUAGCCUGGAAAUCAAGUUCACUCCAACUGAUGGAGGAGAACCAGUCAGCUACGUCGUUCACGAGUACAAGGGACCAGGAGUGGCAAUGGCUAUGUAUAACCUGGAUGAUUCGAUUAAGGACUUUGCUCAUUCCUCGUUCAAGGUCGCACUGGACCGCAAGUUCCCACUAUACCUCAGCACCAAGAACACCAUCCUGAAGAAAUACGAUGGCCGAUUCAAGGACAUCUUCCAGGAAAUCUACGACAAGGACUACAAGGCCCAGUUUGAAGCUGCAGGAAUCUGGUAUGAGCAUCGUCUCAUCGACGAUAUGGUUGCCUACUGCAUGAAGGCCGAAGGUGGUUUCGUAUGGGCUUGCAAGAACUACGACGGAGAUGUCCAGUCCGAUACCGUUGCUCAAGGUUUUGGAUCGCUGGGUCUGAUGACUUCGGUUCUGGUCUGUCCGGAUGGCAAGACUGUUGAAGCCGAAGCCGCCCAUGGAACCGUCACCCGCCACUACCGUCAGUAUCAACAGGGCAAGGAAACUUCGACCAACCCGAUUGCGUCGAUCUUUGCCUGGACCCGUGGUCUGCUGCAUCGUGCCAAGCUGGACAACAACGCCGAGCUGAAGAAGUUCGCCGAAACGCUGGAGAAGGUUUGCAUUGACACGAUCGAAUCCGGUAACAUGACCAAGGAUUUGGCUAUCUGCAUCAAGGGUAUGGCCAACGUCACGCGGGCUGACUACAUGGAAACAUUCGAGUUCAUGACCAAGCUGGGCGACAACCUGAAGGCUGCCCUGGCCUAAAUUAACCCGAAACGGGAGUUGGGGUUCAUGCAUGCUAAAAUGCGGGCAUUUAACGCUGUACUUUUAGGAUAAGCCGUACCACGGAAUUCUCAGAGAAAGCUGUUGCUCGAUACGUACUUUUUGUGUUGGUCCAAUUGAAUAUAUGUAUUGCGAGAUUUUUGUGUAGGUCUUUUUUGGAAAUAAAUCACAUCUUAUGACAACUAAGAA
Aedes albopictus (Asian tiger mosquito) is the source of this 1647-nucleotide messenger RNA. It is a transcript of the gene Idh, whose product is annotated as isocitrate dehydrogenase [NADP] cytoplasmic. Bases 211 to 1440 code for a protein of 409 amino acids. Gene Ontology annotation, biological process: NADP+ metabolic process; isocitrate metabolic process. The transcript has 2 exons. The record is from RefSeq and is a predicted model, not a curated record. Gene Ontology annotation, molecular function: NAD binding; isocitrate dehydrogenase (NADP+) activity; magnesium ion binding. NCBI's taxonomy places the organism in Eukaryota, Metazoa, Arthropoda, Insecta, Diptera, Culicidae. Gene Ontology annotation, cellular component: peroxisome; cytosol; mitochondrion.